AUGAAUGUUCAAGGAUUGACAAAAGACUACCAAGUUGUAGGAUUCAUAUCCUCCGGAACCUACGGAAAAGUAUACAAAGUUAUUUCAACAAACCAAAAUGAAAAGCGCUUUUUUGCUAUUAAAAAAUUUAAAGCCGAAGCAAGAAAUGCGGCUCCAAAUGCCCAACAAACAGGCAUCUCUCAAAGCACUAUACGAGAAAUGAUGCUUUGUAGAGAAAUGCAACAUGAAAAUAUUGUAAAGUUGAUUCAAGUUUUACUAAAGGACGGAACCAUUAGUAUGGUUUUUGAGUACGCUGAGCAUGAUCUGUUACAACUUAUUCACUAUCAUGGCCGAAUGCGCACGAGAAAAAUACCCCCAUCUAUUAUCAAAAGCAUCAUGUGGCAGCUUCUCAACGGCCUUUCCUACCUUCAUGAAAACUGGGUCAUACAUCGCGACUUAAAGCCUGCCAAUAUCAUGAUAACAGCUGCAGGAAAAGUUAAAAUUGGUGAUCUUGGCCUUGGUAGACUAAUACGUGACCCUUUACUUCCACUUUACUCUAGUGAUCGUGUUGUCGUUACUAUAUGGUAUCGUGCACCUGAAUUAUUACUAGGAGCUAGAGAUUACACCCCUGCUAUAGACAUAUGGGCCAUUGGCUGUAUCUAUGGAGAGAUCCUUGCUUUGACUCCUUUGUUCAAAGGUGAAGUAAAAGUGGAAUCCAAAAAAGUGGUUCCUUUUCAACGUACACAAAUGCUACGGAUAAUGGAAAUAUUAGGCACGCCUACUGUAGAAAGGUGGCCAGACCUUAAAUACUACCCUGAUUACGAUCAACUGUCUACCUUUGAAGUAAAGUAUUGGAAUAACUUGCUUCCCCAGUGGUACCGCACAGAUAAAACCAGAGAUCCCAAAGGUCUCGAUUUGUUUAUGAAGUUGCUUGUAUACGAUCCUAAAAAACGGAUAACUGCUAAAGAGGCAAUUCAGCAUCCAUAUUUUACAGAAGACUCUGACUGGAGCACUACCCCUUUCCUUGAUCAGGGCAUCCAAUAUCCAGAAAGAAGAAUCUUACAAGACGAUUCGGAUCUUCCACCAGUGAAACGGACGCUCAAUACAAACGUGCUCCGAGAAACGAAGCGUUUCAAAGGAAACUAA
Molecule: messenger RNA, 1125 nt
Organism: Schizosaccharomyces osmophilus
Lineage: Eukaryota; Fungi; Ascomycota; Schizosaccharomycetes; Schizosaccharomycetales; Schizosaccharomycetaceae
Gene: srb10
Product: mediator complex, cyclin-dependent protein kinase subunit Srb10
Exons: 2
Coding region: 1-1125 (374 amino acids)
Biological process (GO): protein phosphorylation
Cellular component (GO): nucleus; mediator complex
Molecular function (GO): ATP binding; cyclin-dependent protein serine/threonine kinase activity; RNA polymerase II CTD heptapeptide repeat kinase activity
Source: RefSeq, a predicted model, not a curated record